This is a messenger RNA of Anopheles funestus (African malaria mosquito), 2409 nucleotides long. It is a transcript of the gene Clic, whose product is annotated as chloride intracellular channel exc-4. The transcript is spliced from 8 exons. Gene Ontology annotation, molecular function: chloride channel activity. The record is from RefSeq and is a predicted model, not a curated record. Bases 466 to 1257 code for a protein of 263 amino acids. Gene Ontology annotation, cellular component: cytoplasm; apical plasma membrane. Gene Ontology annotation, biological process: chloride transport. NCBI's taxonomy places the organism in Eukaryota, Metazoa, Arthropoda, Insecta, Diptera, Culicidae.
ACCGCCGAAAGGGUGAGCGUAUUGUGUGUUUGCGCCAGCAGCGCACCAUUAAUUGCGUACGGCACUUGAAGCACAAAAGGUUGGCUGAUAUCUUUUGCUGGUUCGACUGCAUUUCACGCGGUGAAAGCGAAAAACGGUCUUUUGAGGAGAAAGUGUGGUGAAACAAAAAAACAACACAGUGCCCACAGCGCCCGUGUGUACAGCACAUUGAACGGUGUAUUCAAAGUAAACUUCAAUCAAUCAACAUCUAAUUUUAUCAAACAUUCUCCGUUCAGCCCAACACAACACCCAUCGGUAUCCAGCAGCAACAGCAGUAACAGCAGCAGCAGUUCGAGAAAGUUUUUACGACCAGAAAAAAAACACACCCAUACAUACACAAAUAUUUCACACAGCAUCUCAAUACCGAAAUAGCGAAAGAAGCUAUUUAACAGCGGCAAAAACACAAAAAAAUACAAACAACUUACGAUGUCCGACGAAGGCCAAGAUAAUGGAGCCAACCGGAAUGGUUCGGUGCCCGAAAUAGAACUGAUAAUUAAGGCAUCCACAAUCGAUGGCAGAAGGAAGGGAGCUUGCCUAUUUUGCCAGGAGUACUUUAUGGAUCUCUAUCUGCUGGCGGAGUUAAAGACGAUCAGCCUGAAGGUGACGACAGUGUGUAUGCAGAAACCUCCACCAGAUUUUCGCACUAACUUCGAGGCCACACACCCUCCGAUUCUCAUAGACAAUGGGUUAGCCAUACUUGAGAACGAGAAGAUUGAGCGGCACAUCAUGAAAUCGGUGCCAGGUGGAUAUAAUCUUUUCGUACAGGACAAAGAGGUGGCCACGUUGAUAGAAAAUCUGUACUCGAAGCUAAAGCUGAUGCUGGUGAAAAAGGACGAGAACAAGAACAACUCGUUGCUGGUACAUUUGAAAAAGAUUAACGACCAUUUGGCAGCCAGAGGCACUCGCUUCCUUACUGGUGACACGAUGUGCUGCUUCGAUUGUGAGCUGAUGCCGCGGCUGCAGCAUAUCAGAGUGGCUGGGAAAUAUUUUGUCGAUUUCGAUAUACCAAAACAUUUAACGGCGUUGUGGCGAUACAUGUACCAUAUGUAUCAGCUAGAUGCAUUCACGCAGUCUUGUCCCGCCGAUCAGGAUAUCAUAAAUCACUACAAAUUGCAACAGGCAAAAGGUGACAUUAAGAUGCUGAAAAUGAAAAAGCAUGAAGAACUGGAGACGCCAACAUUCACCACAUCAAUUCCCGUUGAUUUGAAUGAGCAGUAAAGUGGAGAGAGGAAACAACUAGCAGUAAAAAAAAAGAAUUAAAAGAAAUACCUACAUCUUUGUGCAGUAUGAAAAUGGAAAAGAGUGAGUUAGGCAUUAUGAAUAGUUUCAGACAAACAAUUCCAAAGUCCAAUAUCUAUAGUAAUGCUUUUUUUUUGUUUUUGGACCAAUUUGAACCAUAACAUCGCAAAACGGUACUGUUUCGUACUAUUCAUCGUGAGCUAUCUUCUUGUGUUUUUAGUUUUCUUUUUUGCUUUACGUUUUAUUCACACCAGGCCUAGUGUUGGAGAGUGGGGAAACGGGUUAGAAAUAAGCAUGUUUCUGCCUUUUUUUAUAUCAAUCGUUUGCCUUAAUAGCACUUUAGCAGUGUUUCAUGGAAUCAAAAGAGAAAUUCUGAAUUGUGAAUUUUGAAAAACCGCUUACAACAGUUUCACACGUUUUUAUGUAAAAUGUAUUAGGUAGAGAGAUCGAACAUCGGUGUUAGCAAAUAAUUUGCAAAUGUGUCCACCACCGUAACGAUUAAUUAUAUAAAUAUACUUGCGAUUGCGAACUAGCAGGAGAAGAAGGAGGAGAAGGAGGAGUAGGACAUGGACAAAACAAAAUCAAACAAGAAGCAGCAAAUAAGCCAGCAACGAAACGACCAGUUUUCUACACAAUCAACGAGAAAUCAAAGCAACAUAGCAUCAGCAUAAUAGGAGAUAGCUAUGUAUAUUGAAUGAAUUGUUUUUAGGCUCUACAUCUUUAUUAGGUUUGCAAUGUUAAGUUUUACUUACAUCCCACUUUGUCAAAAGGCAUUUUAGUUGUCUUUAAAUCUUUUUUACUUUUAUCAUUAAUUGGUAAGCUUGAAAUAAACACGAAGUCCUGUUGAAUUAUGUGUCCUAAAUGCAGCUCUAGCCUGUCUAGACGAGUGCAUUGUUUCAAGUUGCGUAGUGUUUAGUUGAGUAGUGCAGAGAGAGAGAGAGAGGGAGAAUGUUGCCACAAUUAUUUUUUUUAGUACUAUUUUCGGCGGUAUCAGUGCCAAGGACAUAUAGUGCCUGUGGCGAACGUUUGUUUUCUUCAUUUUAAAACGAUACAUUUCCUUUAUGUUUAUUGGCACAUACAAAUAUCUAAAAGAAAUAAACAACAAAAAAAAAAAUCAGCAUACACUCGAAA